Molecule: messenger RNA, 183 nt
Organism: Phytophthora nicotianae INRA-310
Lineage: Eukaryota; Oomycota; Peronosporomycetes; Peronosporales; Peronosporaceae
Exons: 1
Source: RefSeq, a predicted model, not a curated record
AUGCCGCCGUCUGACUUCAAGAAGCUCAAGGUGGAGCUGUCGGGUGUGAUCUUUCAGUUGGCAUCGCUACACGAGCUUCGUAAUAUGCAUCCACUGCUCGUUGAUACGGAAACGUUCGACGGCGCCGACAACGACGACUCGCUACUAUCGUUGCUCGUGAUACUACGUCAAGCUUUGGAUUGC